This is a messenger RNA of Anopheles marshallii, 1185 nucleotides long. It is a transcript of the gene Kaz, whose product is annotated as E3 ubiquitin-protein transferase MAEA. The transcript is spliced from 3 exons. The record is from RefSeq and is a predicted model, not a curated record. Gene Ontology annotation, molecular function: protein binding; ubiquitin protein ligase activity. The coding region runs from base 1 to 1185 and encodes 394 amino acids. Gene Ontology annotation, cellular component: GID complex; nucleus; cytoplasm. NCBI's taxonomy places the organism in Eukaryota, Metazoa, Arthropoda, Insecta, Diptera, Culicidae. Gene Ontology annotation, biological process: proteasome-mediated ubiquitin-dependent protein catabolic process.
AUGGCCGAAAUCCGUGCGAUGGAACAUCCUACGCUGAAGGUACCAUAUGAAAUUCUGAACAAGCGCUUCCGAAUUGCUCAAAAAACUUUGGACCGCGAACUAAGCCAAAUACAAAAUGUGGCCUCGGAACUGGAGAAAGGUCUGACGGAAGGAUCUGACAGUACGGAGAUAUCGCGUCUAUUGGGAGGAGUGGUCGAGCGACUGCAGGUUCUAAAGCGUAAAGCCGAGGAAAGCAUUUCAGAGGAACUGUCGGCCGGAUAUGUUUGCAAGCGGCGGUUGGAACAUCUGAAGCAAAACGUAAAUCCGCCAGUCGAUGCAACGACGCUAGAACUGCAGGCAGCUGCCACAAAUCAGUGGAAGAAGAUACGGCUCGAUCGGAUGAUCGUGGAGCAUUUUCUGCGUCUCGGAUAUUACGACACCGCAGAACGGUUGGCCGAACGUAGUGGCAUCCGCGACCUGACAAACCUGGACAUCUUCCAGGUGACGCGCGAGGUAGAGCGUGAUCUGGUAAACCGUUGCACGCUGAAAUGCAUUGCCUGGUGCAACGAUAACAAAUCGAAGCUGAAGAAGAUAAACUCCACGAUCGAGUUUCAGCUACGAGUGCAAGAGUUUGUGGAACUGAUCCGCGAAGACAAGCGACUGUUGGCGGUGCGUCACGCACAGAAGUAUUUCCCUGCGUUCGAGCACGAACAGCUAAAGGAGAUCCGCCAGUGUAUGGCACUGCUCGCGUUUCCGGUGAGCACCGAAAUCGAACCGUACAAAACACUUUUCGAUCCACAGCGUUGGCAGGAUCUAGUAUUGCACUUCCGGCUGGAAAACUAUCGGUUAUUCCAGCUGCCAGCCCAAUCGGUGCUGAGCGUUGCCGUACAGGCAGGUAUUUCAGCCCUGAAAACACCGCAGUGCUAUUCGUACACUUCGAAAAACAUGAACUGUCCGGUAUGCCAGGAGAAUGUGAACGAGAUAGCCGAGAAUUUACCGUUCUCGCACUGUGCCCAGAGCCGUCUCAUUUGCAGAAUCACCGGCAAACCGUUGAACGAACACAACCUCCCGAUGAUGCUGCCGAAUGGGCAGAUAUUUGGCCAACAAGCAAUCGAACAGAUGCGUCGCGAGAACGACAUGCUCGUUUGUCCCAAAACAAACGAAACGUUCCGUUCGCCAAAGAUUGAGAAGGUGUUCGUGAUGUAG